This is a messenger RNA of Lytechinus variegatus (green sea urchin), 3837 nucleotides long. RefSeq lists its product as uncharacterized. Gene Ontology annotation, cellular component: plasma membrane. The transcript has 6 exons. Gene Ontology annotation, biological process: apoptotic process involved in development; phosphatidylserine exposure on apoptotic cell surface; engulfment of apoptotic cell. Lineage: Eukaryota; Metazoa; Echinodermata; Echinoidea; Temnopleuroida; Toxopneustidae. The record is from RefSeq and is a predicted model, not a curated record. The coding region runs from base 46 to 3825 and encodes 1259 amino acids.
UUCAAAUUCUCGAUUGUACGCUGAAUUAAUGGUGUUGAGCUAAAAAUGGGGAAUAAAGAGGAGGAUGAAGAAUCUCCUUUCAAAAGCAGUACUUUCAAUGUCUUGGAUGCUCUUUUUGUUCUCAUUUCAAUGGGACUUCUCGUUGCUGAUCUUGUGACUGACCUAAUUGUGACAUGUAAGUACUUUGUUGGAGGAGAUGUGGUAUGGGGCGCCCUCACCCUAGGUUUUGUUGUCAUUCCGUCGAUCAUCCUGCAAGUGUUUAGCAUCAGAUGGUAUCUGGUGGACGAUGACAUGUCCAGCUUGAAGUGGAUCACACACAUCUUUCAAUUUGGACCCUUGCACAGGUACGUGAUACUGUUUUCUACUGGCAUCGAAGCUCGGCAAACGGGGGAUCCCCUGGACUUUGAGCGUCUCUUCUACCAGCAGAGUGAUGUGUGUAUGUUGAGGCUCUUUGAAUCCUUCAUGGAGUCCGCUCCUCAAGUCGUUCUGCAGCUCUACAUCAUGGUGGCAACCCAGGAUGAAAACUUUUGGACGGGCACAUCAGCUGCGGUUUCUCUCUUCUCCCUGUGCUGGGCUCUUGGAGCGUAUAGCCGAGCUCAUCGUAAGGUCCGCCGAGACAAGAAGAUUGUAUCUUGGCCAGGCCUUGUCCUUCAGACCAUUUGGAGAAUUGGGAUGAUUUCGUCUAGGGUCAUGGCACUUGUUCUCUUUGCUUCCGUCUUCAAAGCUUUCAUCUUUCUAGCUGUCGGUAUUCAUUGGAUAGGCAUGUUAGUUUGGGUCCAUCUUCAGAAGACGGACUUCUGCACCAAUGCCCUGGAGGAACGUCUCUUCAACUGUGUCGUUGCUACCAUCUAUGUCUUCUGCUUCUUCAAUCUCAAGGAGGGCAAGUCUCGGAAGAGAGUCCUGGUGUUCUAUUUCACAAUGUUUGUUGAGAACACGGUGUUACUUCUGGUGUGGUUCAAUUUCCGUACCGUUGGAGAGUGGUACAAUGUGGCUGGAUUCACCAUUGUGUUUGGCGGCUAUGGUAUUGGUGUUGUCAGCAUGGUUCUUUAUUACCGAUACCUCCAUCCUCGAAACGACUUCACUCUCUGUGGGCCAAAACCAGAGAAAGAGCCUUCUGGAUCUGUCAACACUACACCAUCCACAUCACCCUCAUCCAGCCAUGCAGUCCUCUUCUCCCCAGAACUAUAUUGUCAUGGCCACUCAACAUCUCCAACACGACACAGCGAUGUGAAUCAUAAUGAUGAUGCCAAUAGCCCACUCGCUCUACCUUUGUCACAAACUAGCAUAAACAUUAACAAGGAGGAUGGCCCACCCCAGAGAUCAAGACAGGUCGAAGGUCAAGACUUUGUGAUGGGGAAUGGUGAUUUCAGAAAAAGUAAAAGCGAGAGCUGCAUGUGCUACAGUGAGGAAAAGUCUGUGACAGUGCACCUUGAUAAGAGUAAUGCAAGGAAUGCUUCCGUCUUGAUGAAUGCUUCUCAGUUGCCAUCUUUCAGGUGUGAUGUGUCAGGGUUCGAAGUGGACCUCGUCCAACAAUAUGACGACUGGAGGGAUCACUCCCGCCUUACAAAUCAUUCACUGGUAAGUGCUGGAACAAAAUCAGGGAACAUGUCACAAUCGCUCGGCAGUGUUCUUGAUAAGAACCAUCUCUCAAAUGGACCAUCAUCAGACACAUCAAGAAUGCACGUUGACCCGAUUCCCUUCUCGCCGGACCUCCAGCAGAUGCCAGAGAUCACCGACUCGCCCAACAAGAUCAUGACUGCGUAUGAAGCCCAGCAGAUCUAUGAUAGCAUUCUGGGGAUUCGUCGCCAUGACCACCCUGGUAGGAACUCUAAGCGGAAACUCAAGUUUGAUGAUUCUGGUAAGAUGCCCGGAAAGACCCAAUCAAAGACAAGUGAUGCAGUUUUACAUGGUAAACCAGUUCAGAAUGUUAUUGAUAGCAGUGCCUAUUGUAAUACAGGACCGCAAAGGGUUACUGUGACAAGUAAGUAUGUAAAAGAUGGCUUAAGUGUGGAAGAUGCUUGUAGAUCAAGAACCGUGAUUGAAUCACAUGCUUUACCAAGUAUUAACACCAAAGAUAGGCAUAUGAGUAGGGAACGGAAUCUCAAGAUAAGGUCACAUCACUCACAAAGUGACAUGGUGGAAACUGAAGGCAAACCGAUUCAUGCUAGUGAUGAUGUAAAAAAUGAUAGUGAAACUUUAAAUUUCCAACAUCUCAAAACCGAUAUGCCUCGGGAUUUUGAAAGUACAAAACCACUUCAGGACUCUAAAGACAAUCAGGUCAUAAACAAAGAGUGCUUUCAAAACCAAAACAAGCCAUCAAUUCCAAUUGUGGAUGAAAACAGUGCUAUUGAUCUCAAGGCAGAUAAUCACAUUGUUUCCACAGGGUUGCGUGCAGCACUUGAAAAGGAUCUUCUUAAAGAGAAAGUAGGUACAAGGAUUGAUUACAUGACAUAUAAGUGUGAUAUGCUUGAUGAAGGCUCUGAUAAGACCAUGCCUGUAUUAGGAUGUAAAAUGACUUCCCUCAUUGUCCAUGAUGAAAUGCCUUUUGGGAAUCAUGACAAAGGAAUAGCAGUAGAUCCAACUGAGUCUGAAUGCUUUGUGCAUGACAAAACGUCACAAGAUUUACAAUGCACUACAAGCACUUCUCUUUUGACAAGUAAUAACAAAACAAAGGAGGAUCACAAUAUCAAUGGCAAACAUACAAGUAGCUUGGAUUGCAAAAAUACUGACAAGCUUGGUUUAGGGAAAGAAAACAAGAUGUUUCAGAAGGGGUAUAACAGAGAUCUAUGUGAAACUGACAUUCCUAAAGAGCAGUGCACCAGGGUCAUAAGUAGUUGUAGAUCAUCCAGUUCCCUCUCUAAAGCGGACAAUGUUGGUACGUCCUGUCCGUCAUUGAGUGGGAAAGACAGUCCUUUGGUAACGGGAAAAGGGGGCCGUGGUGGUUUCGGGAAUGGGUUUCAAGGUCGAAGUCCUGCUGGAAAGACCAAUCUUAAGAGAGUUCGCAGCCUGAAAGGGAGUGUCCCACCGGAUGCUGGGCCUGAGGGUUCUAGUCUGACAAAGGGUGAUUCAAUUAAGGAUUGCUCUGAUAAAGAACAUGGGAACAGACAGGAGAAGACGCCAAUAGCUAACCUGAAAGGCAAACUUAAAAGAGCUCUGAGUAUUAAGUCCAGGGGACUGUCCGAAAACAAGACAGAGUCCUCUCCAUCAAUUUCAAGGCACUUGGAUCUUGAGCCCCACCCAAGUGACAACCACAAUACGGAGAAAGCCGUAGAUACUGUAGAAAUAGAAAACCCCAAGUUUGGUAUUGACAAGGCAUUAGGGCAUGUAGGAGAAAGGGCUGAAGUUGAAAAGCCUGUACUGGUAGACAAACAGCAAAACAAAAAGGGUGUAAUAUUACAUCCAAAGACUUUCAAUGGCUUCUCACAAGACAUUGCAAACCAUUCACCAAAGAUCAUGGGUGAUGGAACAUCCACAUCAUCUCCAACCACCCUGUCAAGUUCCAGAUGCAAUGAGAAAAGAGCUUAUGCACCAGUCUUACGAACCAAGAACACCUCCCCUCAAAAGAAUACAGAAAAUUCACCUAUGUAUUCCCGCAGUCUGCAAAAGACUGGUAAAUAUCACAUCUCACCAGUUAAAGGUUCUCAAGUUGUUGGUAAAGAGAACAGGGGAUUUCAACAAGGCACAGUGAAGGGCACAGUGAGUAGACUCAAGCAGGAAAAACUAGGUAGUUCCACAGGCAAGAAACCUCCCAGGAGAUCACUUGACAGAAUCCCAACUAAUUUGGUCGCAGCUAAUGUGGCACAUUUCGACAGUCCAAACAAGUAGCCCCCCCCCCCC